Molecule: messenger RNA, 7279 nt
Organism: Monopterus albus (swamp eel)
Lineage: Eukaryota; Metazoa; Chordata; Actinopteri; Synbranchiformes; Synbranchidae
Gene: crocc
Product: ciliary rootlet coiled-coil, rootletin
Exons: 38
Coding region: 383-6433 (2016 amino acids)
Source: RefSeq, a predicted model, not a curated record
CGGAAAAAGCAUGGAGAAGAUUUUGAACACGGCAACACUGCCUGUCAGCAGCUGAUGAUACAUGUAUAACUGCUGUGGAUGGGCUUUUUCUUCUGCUUGUCUAAUCUUAAAGGCCUCUCGGAGAAAUGCGUGGACGGAGGAAUGACGCAGAUGUGACCGAUCGAUCGAGGUGGAGGUGGAGGCGACGGGACGGUCGCUCUCUGCUCCUCUGCGACCAAACACUGUGGGCUCCCACAGCAACCAACAACCAGCUGGUUGUGAAGUGGGCUUUCUUUUCGCUGUUACUGGGAACAAAAGUACGAUCGUUGAAAUCGUGAGGAAAAGUAUUUACUCGGAGUUAAUCCCGUUCCCCGGAGGAUUUUAAAUACCUGCUGCCGACGCGAUGAGCGCUGCGGGAAACUCAGACACGGACUCCAACAAACUGGAGUCUGUGAUACAGAAGCUUGAGCAGAGUGUUUUAUCUGAGGAGAAGAGGCUGACGGUCCGGGGCCCUUCACCUGAUGCCCCACUUACAUGUCUACCAGCACGAGUACGCGAGAUUGUCACAAAGAACCUCAACGAUAGCUCAGGAGCCAUGUCCUCCGUCAUGUCCCUCCAGGAUGAGAACCGAGUGCUGCAGGGAGAGCUGGCGAGGCUGGAGGACCUGCUGGCACACAGCAGAGCCGACCGAGAUGAGCUCGCCAUCAAGUAUGGUGCAAUUAGUGAGAGGCUGGAGCAGGCCUUACGUUUUGAGACAGGAGAUGGGGACCUUGAGUCACCAGAGUCCCGCAGCCUGGCUCAGCAGAAUGUCGAUUUACGCAGACGGCUGGACGAGGAACAAGCAGCCUACAAGCGUAAACUCACUGCAUACCAGGAGGGUCAACAGAGGCAGGCGCAGCUGGUGCAGAAGUUGCAGGCCAAGGUACUUCAAUACAAAAAAAGGUGUAUGGAUCUGGAGCAGAUGCUGCAGGAGAAGUCCUCAGAGCUGGAGAAACACAGGCCAAGUGCUCACAGUGAAACAUCAAACGGUCACCAUCAAGAUGAGUCGAGCAGCAACCUGGAAGAUUCUUUAAUCCGUCUGGAGGAAGAACGGCAGAGGAGCAGCAGUUUGUCUGCGGUGAACGCCAUGUUGAGAGAGCAGCUGGAGCAAGCUGGUUUGGCUAAUGAGGCUCUCAGCCAGGACAUCCGCAGGCUUACUGCUGACUGGAAAAAAGCCAGGGAGGAACUGGAACAAAAGGAGUCUGACUGGAGGAGAGAAGAAGAGUCUUUCAACAGUUACUUCAGCAGUGAGCACAGUCGUCUGCUGACACUGUGGCGCCAAGUGGUUGGGUUCAGGAGGCACGUCUGUGAGCUGAAGAGCGCCACUGAAAGGGACUUGUCGGACACGCGUAAUGAGCUGGCUCGGGUGUGCCACUCUGCUCAGGUGUCCUGUGCAGGUCUGUCAGCCAAUCUGCAUAACCGCGAGGGAGGAGUGGCUCUGGCUCUGGAGCGAGAGAAGGCUCUGAGGGUUCAGCUGGAGCAGCAGCUGAGGGAACGAGUGGCAGAGAUGAUGAAUCUUCAGACCAGAACAGACACAGAGAGAAGUGAGCUCAACAUCAGGUUGUCAGAUUCUGUGCGAGAAGGGGAGAGACUAAAAGGCCAAAUUGAAGAACAAGAAAGAGAGAUUGUUGUACUGACAAGGAGGCUUGAGGAGCAGAGUGGCAAUGAUGCAACUGACAUGCAGAUGAUGAAAGCUCACACAGAAACACUGUUAAACACACUGCGGGAGGUCACUCAGAUGGUUUUGUCAGAUGGAGAGCCAUUGUCAGAGGCAGAGCAGGACAACAGCGGGGCUCCACUGUUGGCUUUGAUGCGUGGCCCUUCCCCUCACCGCUCCUCUUCCCCCUCUCAACUCUCCUCAUUGUCUCCUGUCCCAGAGGGAGUGCUGUCUGCUGUCCGCUCCGCAGUCACAAACAAAAUGCUCCAGCUGCAGGAUGUUCGGGGGCGUCUGCUCUCUGCCCAGUCCUCACUGCAACAGUUACGAAAGCAGCUUUCGGAAGCAGAUUCAUCUAAAAGAGAUACAGAACAGCGAAACCAAGCUUUGCAGAGAGAGAGGGAUGCAGCUCAGAGAAACAGGGAGACCACACAGAGGGAAAGGGACCGUCUGAGGCAGGAGAGAGACACACUGGCCAGUGAGAAGGUGAGCUUGGAGAAGACUGUACAGGCAGUGCAGGGCAGCAAACAGGCCCUACAGAUGGACUGUGAGAAGCUACAGCUGACUGUGGCAGCCACACAGCGAGAGCGAGAUCAUGAGAGGGAAGAGAAAGAGGCCGCCGUUCAGGAGAGAGACCGAGCCAAGGCAGAGGCUCAGAGGAUACAGAAGCAGUUGGAUCAGAGUGAGAGUCGAGCCUCUGUUCAGCGUACAGAGUUGUCUGCAAUGAGGGAGACGCACCAGCAGGGGGAGGUUGAGAGGCAGCUUCUUGAGCAAGAGAAAGCCCAACUCUCAGAAGCACUUGCUCGGGCUGAGAGCAGUAAUGCAGAGCUCUCUCUGCUGCUUAACAAGCUGCAGUCUGAGGACGCAGCGCUCAGAGACUCCCUGGCCAAAAUGGGUGGCAUGAAUGAAGGCUUGGCCUGGGACAAGGUCGACCUUAACACCUACAUCCUCCAGCUGGAGGAAGAGAAGGCUCUCCUGCAGGCUCAGAAACGGGAGGCAGAGCAAGAAAAAUUGACCAUCAGAGAUGAGCUGGUCCGGUUGGAGCAGGACAGGCUGGAGCUGGACUCUGCCCGCAUCACUUUGCACCAGGCGCUGCAGGAUGCUGAACUAAGCCGGGUGGGAAUGGAGGCGGAGCUCCAAACCCUCCGGGCUGAGAGGCUUCAGCUGCAGGAGAAAGUUGCCCAGCUCUGUGGUGAGGUGACCUCUCUGGGAUCAGAGUUAAGUCUUGCCAGAGGAGAGGGUCAGAGGAAUGAGGUGGCCUUAGAGGAGGCCGGCCGCAGUCGAGCAGAACUGGCCCGAGACAAAGCAGCUCUAGUGGUCCAGCUGACGGCAUCUGAGAGAGACAAUGCAAUGCUGUCAGAAGAACUGGCUGCUUUCAGGUCAGAACGAGAGUCACUGGAAACCAGUUUGUUCGAGGUGCAGCAGCAGCUCGUCCAGGCGGAGUCUCGCAGAGAGCAGCUGGAGACAGAGAACCAAAGCCUUCGAGUCCGCUGUGAGACUGUUGCAGCUGAACUAAGGCGUGUACGUUCGGAUGGGGAGAACGCGUUGGCUCAGGCUGAGAGAGAGAAAGAGGCUCUGACUCAGGCUCUAAAUACUGCACAGCUGGAGGCCCAGCAGGCUUUACGCAAGGCCAUCUCCGAACAUCAGGAAGAGGUGGAGCGACUCCUCUCAGAAAAGGAAGUCAUGCGGCACAGCCUGCUCAUGGAGCAGGAGGUCGCUCUGAGGAAGCUCAGGCAGCAGAUGGAGGAUCAGCUCCAUAGAGUGCAGAGAGAAAGAGAGGAGUUGCAGGAUGAACUGAGGAGCCUCCAGCAUGACAGGGAUCAGAGUCUGCUGCAGGCUGAGACUGAAAAACAACAGGCCCUUUCUCUGAAGGAGGCAGAGAAAACUGUUUUGGCUGACAGGGUGUCUAGUCUGCAGGCUGAGCUGUCAGCUGCAGCAGCAGAGGCCGAGAGGAUGUCCAGAGAGCUCGCUCAUUACAAGGAGCAGGAGCAGGUCCGAGUUGGCGCUCUGACCACGGAGCUGCUGGGGCUUCGCUCUCAGCUGGAGGAUGCAGCUUCUGUUCAUGAACGGGAACUCCACAGUCUACGAGAGACUUGUACUGACCUUCAGUCACGUGCUGAUGUUGCUUUCAAAGAGUUGGACCAGUGCAGAGCUUCUCUCUCAGUCGCCGAGGAGAGCAGAGACCAACUGAGACGGGACAUACUGGACCUUGAACGCCGUCUCAGCCAAACUCAGGACGUAGCAGAGAACUACAGAAGAGAAGGCACAGAGCUGCGACGCAACCUUGGUGAUGUCACUAAGGAGAGGGACGCUCUCAGCCAAUCAAACACCCAGAUAAGAGAAACACUACAAAGCACAGAAACAGAGAGAAUCAGUGUGAAACGACAGUGUGAAGAGAAGCAGCAGAGGCUGGUUGUGCUGAAGGAGAACUUAUCAUCUGCUCAGAAGGAGGUGACAGAGCUGCGGAGCUGCCUGAGAGAAGUUGAGAGGUCACGACUCGAAGCUCGGCGAGAGGUGCAGGAGCUGCGCAGACAGCUGAAGGUUCUGGAUGGAGAAAAGGAGCAGAAAGGGAGGGAGGUGGCAGAGCUGCAGACUCGCCUGUCGCUGGAGGAGCAAAGAGAGGAGGAGAGAGGUUUAGAGGUUUUUGCCCUCAAACAGAAGUUAACUGAAGCUGAAACAGCUCGAGACUCCCUCAAGAAGGAGCGUUCCCUGAUUCAAAAGCGCCUGGUGGAGUCUGAGUCCAGCUGGCGUGGCUGCGAGAGAGAACUGACCGCUCAGCUUCAGGAGGCGCGUGGCUGCGAGAAGAAGUUGCAAGACGAAGCCAAGAACUUGAUGCUGCGUGCUCAAGCGGCUCAGGACUCUGCAGGUCAGGCCAGCCUGCAGCUGAGCGAGGCUCAGGGUCGACUGGCUGCUACAGAGGCGGAGCUGACCCGGGCCGAGGCCGGGAGGAGGGAGCUGGAGUUACGUCUGAGCAGCCUUCAAUCGGCACUGACGCGAACGCUGGGCAUCGGAGCUAGUGGCAGAGGAGGUAGGGGGAGGAGUCCUGGGGGGAGCUCCGCCCCCCCUGGCACCAUGUCGCGCCACCACAGCAUCUCACCCCUGCGCUCCUCAUUGUCACCUCCUAAAGAAUUUCGAGGAAGCACCCCCGACAAUACUUCAGGUUCAGGGGCUGUGUCUCCUGAUAGAGGAAACACACCGCUCCCUCUCCUUCAGCCAGAGCUGGAGCCUGAGAUGCUGCGAAGCAGCCUUAGAGAAUUCCUGCAGGAGCUACGUGACGCACAGAGAGAGCGGGAUGAUGCUCGAUGCCAGCUGGAGGCCAUGAAGCGGGAGGUGGAGGAGUUGACGCUGGAAAGAGACUGUGGUCAGAGUCGUCUCACUCAGCUACAGAACACCCUACAGGAACACCAAGAAGGCCGACGUGCUCUGGACGAGCGUCUGACCACGAUUCAGAUUUUCCUCCAGCAACAGGAGGAGAUGGUGAGGAGGGCAGACAGAGAGAGGAGAGCUCUCACCGACAAGGUGAAGGAUUUAGAACGGGCACUGCAGACCUCUGAGACGGAUAAAAAGCACACACAGGAUCAGUUGAAUAACCAGCGUGCUGCUGAGAUGCGUCUGGAGGCGGAGAGGAAGCGUCUGCGGGAGGCGCUGGAGGCAGCUGAAACCAGAGCCACCAGGGUAGAGCUGGGGAGGCGCAGUCUGGAGGGGCAACUGCAGAGACUCAAACUGAGUCUGGGAGACCGGGAAGCUGAGAACCAGGCCUCCCAGGAUCGCCAGGACUCACUAGUCAAACAGGUUGCAGAAGGAGAAGCACAUGUGUCUCUGCUCCAAACAGAGGUGGAGAGACUGAGCCAGGCUCUGCUCAAGGCUCAGGAAGGUGAAUUGUUACUCAAAGAGAAGACUACCUCCCUCAACCAGAGCCUCCAGGAGGCGUCGGCCACUCACAGCAGCGCACAGGCUCGACUGGCUGUACUGCAGAAGACGCUGAGUGCGGUUGAACAGGACAAAAGACUUCUACAGGAACGAAAGGAUGAAGAUCAGGUGUCAUUAGCUGAAGCGAGGAGAAACAUGGCCGCACUCAGUGAGCGUGUGGAAAGCCUGCAGAGCGAGCUGAACCGGAAGGAGCUGAGACGAGAGGAGCUGGAGGUUGAGCUCAGCAACACUCAAGAGGCUCUGCGUCAGCGUUCGGCUGCACUGGCGGAGGCUCAGUGCAGAGCCCAGGCGGCUCAGGCAGAGCGGGCCACGGCAGAGGAGCGACUGCGUGGGCUGCAACGAGCGGUCGCCACGCUAGAGACGGAGAAAAAAGAUGCUGAGAGACAAGCUGUGAGGCUGGAGAAAGACAAGAAUGCACUGAGGAGCACUCUGGAUAAGGUUGAACGUCAGAAGCUGAAGACCGAAGAAGGCAGCAUGCGGCUGUCUGCGGAGAAAAGCCGCUUGGAUCGCUCUCUGAACACCGCUGAGCAGGAGCUGCAGGAAGCACAGCAACAGAUACUGAUGCUGCAGACUCAGCUGGCUGAGAUGGAGCAAUCACACAGUGUUUGUGAGAGUCUGGUGAGGCAUCGUGACGAGGCCCAGCGAGAGGCGGAGAGACUGAGGACCAGCUUCAGGGACAUUGAGCGAACUCUGGGAACAAGAGAUCGAGCUCACCGUCACCGGGUCAAAGGCCUGGAAGAGCAGGUGUCCACCCUGAAGGAGCAGCUGCAGCAGGAGAUGAAACGGCGGCAACCUUCUCUUCCUUCAUCCUUAUUGUCGCCAGGAAACUGAGACGCAGCUUAAAUGCAGAAGCACCAGCACAUCAGAUGCAGGGAAAGUCUACUCAUCACAAAUGUCUGAAAGCAAUAUUUAUCUGCAGAAACCUAAAGGUUUUCUUAUGAUUUGUUUUACUUUCUGACAAUGAAAUGAACACUACAUGUACAGUGAAGAACACUUAGCUCAACCUGUGGCACAAACACAGCAGGUGAGGGAAUGCAGCCAUGACUGAUGAUUCACCAGCUGCACUGAGACGCCAGCAUCCUGCAGCGUACUGGCAGUCAUCUGCACUUCCCCAACUUCCUGCUCUUAUUCAAGUAGAAACCCAAAUCACCACAGGAUUCUUCUCCAGACAGAAUCUGGAUGGGGUGCAGGAACGAAGUCCAACUGUUUUGCAGUUUGGCCUUGAUCCCUACACAAUUACAGUAUAUUAACAGUAGAAAGAAGUCCUUUUUCUUCUCUCCUGUACUGUUGUUGUCACUGUGUGCAGCUGCCAGGAAACACAUGAACCCAGCAGAGUGAAGGAGCUGCACUGUAUUUUCUCAGAACCAGACACAGAUUGUACUGUGAACAAACAGUUUUCACUGGAAAAAGAACCAUAAACAUGUAAGUGCUGCAGUAUGAUGGUGUACUUAACAAUAUAUUUUUUAUUAGUUAUUACUAGUUUUAUUAGGUGUCCAUACAUUUGACUUACAGUAUAAAGGCUGAAGACAGUACAAUGGAAGCCACAUGUUUGCAAACAAAUUCAGUGUGCGUCGUAAUUCUUAUAAAAACCAAGCACACCGAGCUGCAGCCGCAUAUAACCUUACAGCGAUGCGUCAUGUCUUACUCACACACUGAACAGCUGUAGUAAAAAAAAAA